UUGUGUAUUGAGAAAGGUGUAUUUGAAAAUACCUCCCUGUUCAAUGCUCUGACUUCAAAUAACUUUUUGGCUGUAUAUCAGACAUUUUCAAAGAAUAUUGCUAUUAAAUGUUAUGAAAAUGCAGAAAAAGAAGUAAACGAGUUUAAGACUAAACAG
Racocetra persica is the source of this 156-nucleotide messenger RNA. The record is from the annotation of a GenBank genome assembly. NCBI's taxonomy places the organism in Eukaryota, Fungi, Glomeromycota, Glomeromycetes, Diversisporales, Gigasporaceae.